Molecule: messenger RNA, 4095 nt
Organism: Heteronotia binoei (common prickly gecko)
Lineage: Eukaryota; Metazoa; Chordata; Lepidosauria; Squamata; Gekkonidae
Gene: TWNK
Product: twinkle mtDNA helicase
Exons: 5
Coding region: 498-2495 (665 amino acids)
Biological process (GO): mitochondrial DNA replication
Cellular component (GO): mitochondrion
Molecular function (GO): single-stranded DNA binding; ATP binding; 5'-3' DNA helicase activity
Source: RefSeq, a predicted model, not a curated record
CAAGUCAACGGCGCGCUCUCCGUGGCUGCACGUGGGGCGAUUGUGCAGGCACUGAAAAGGGCUCGUGGGCGGAGUUGGCCAAGUGUUGGACGGUGGAGGCAGAGCCACGGCGGAUGCUCCUUGCUGAGUGGCUUAUUGUCCUGGAAGAUGGCCUUGGGAAGGGUGAUCCUAGGGAGGUGACCCUGCUUAUUAAGAGCAGUUCGUGCGGGAAGACCUGUGUUGCGAACGGAAAAGAGGCGAGACGCUAUGUCCGCCAGGUCCCUGUCCUUGUGACUACCGUGUUCGGGUGGCGGGGUGUCUGAGGACGAGCAUCGGAGCUUGCCGCUCAGCUUGGGGAGAGCUUUCUAUAGGGGGAAAUGUCUAGGAACGUAGAAUGGGGCAUCGCCAGUGUUGUGGGUGGGAGGUGUUCAUUAGAGCCUUUCAAUAUGCCAAGAUGGUGGGCUUGGCCUGCAUAGGAUACGCAUAGCAUACAGCUUUCUGCCACUUGUGUAGAGAAAAUGUGGUUCCCCUUGCACUUCUCACGCAUCUUUUCUAACUGUUGUGGCAGACGGAUCCUGGCAAACAGCCAUACUUGCAGACAUUACAAGAAAGAGGUGCUUCCAUCCCCAGAGGAACCAGUCCCACCUGUGUCAGUCACAGAGAUACGACAGUACUUGAGGGCACAGGACAUUCCUUUUCAUGAUGGCUAUAGUUGUCUUCACACGCCCAGCAUUUUUGUGGAGGAGAAGCAACAGGUUCGACAUAGCUACAGUCUGUUUAUUGACAAAACCACAGGCCGCUUUGUCUGCACUGCCACACUGGUUGAGGGUAACUGGCAAGACUUUCAGGCCAGUAUUGAGUUGAAACAUAAUAGUGUGGCUCCCAGUGAACUACUAAAGACAGAUGGGCAAAAGGACCAAGCUGGUGAGGAUGCCCGGCAUAUUUGGGAGAGAGCUUUGCCUCUCUGGGAACUGCUGGAUAAGCAGGAGACGCAGGAGGCCAAGGCUUUGUUUGGUAUUUCUAAUGUGUCUGAUACCACCCUUAAGCGUUUUGGGGUGCGUUAUCUGCGGACAGCUCAGGCCUUGGUCUUCCCAUGGUUUAGCCCCCAGGGCACCAGCCUAAAGGGCUUAAAGCUUUUGGGAGUUGAGCACCAAGGAGAGUCAGUACGUUAUGUAGAGAACACUCUACCCCGUCCAGGCGUCUAUUACAAUCUCUUUGGACUGCCCCUGAUCAGCCGGCGAGAUUCUGAAGUGGUCCUUACUGGACAGGAACUGGAUGUCUUGGUGCUACACCAGGUGACUGGGCUACCAGCUCUGGCCUUGCCUCGAGGGAUUUCCUGCCUCCCCCCUGCUCUUCUUCCCUACUUAGAACAGUUUAAAAGGAUUACACUGUGGCUGGGAGAGGAUCUCCGUGCUUGGGAGGCUGCCAAGCUGUUUGCCCGCAAACUGAAUCCUAAGCGGUGUUCUGUGGUGCAACCUAGUGACCAGCAACUCCGUCCCUUAGAAGCUUUCACCCGUGGCUUAAACCUCACCAAGAUUUUGCGUGCUGCCCUCCCUGCUGGCCACAAGUCCAUAAUUUCAUUUCGUGAGCUUCGUGAAGAGGUAUUUGGAGAGUUGGCCAAUGUGGAGCAGGUGGCUGGGAUCAAAUGGGCUCGUUUUCCAGAAAUGAACAAACUCCUGAAGGGUCACCGAAAAGGGGAGCUCACAGUCUUCACAGGUCCAACCGGUAGUGGGAAGACAACUUUCGUCAGUGAAUAUGCCCUGGAUCUCUGUAUGCAGGGGGUGAAUACCUUGUGGGGCAGCUUUGAGAUCAACAAUGUGCGCUUGGCCAAGAUCAUGCUUACCCAGUUUGCCAUGGGACAGUUGGAGGAGCAGCUGGAAAACUAUGAUGAGUGGGCAGACAAAUUUGAGGAUCUUCCUCUCUACUUCAUGACUUUCCAUGGGCAUCAGAAUAUUAAGACAGUUACAGACACCAUGCGGCAUGCUGUGUAUAUGUAUGACAUUAGCCAUGUGGUUAUUGACACUCUCCAGUUCAUGAUGGGUCAGGAGCAGCUGACUGUGGACAGGCUUGCUGUCCAAGACUACAUUGUGGGCGCCUUCCGGAAGUUUGCCACAGACAACAGUUGCCAUGUGACUCUGGUAAUUCACCCUCGGAAGGAAGAUGAGGAGAGGGAGUUGCAGACUUCCUCAAUUUUUGGGUCUGCAAAGGCCAGCCAGGAAGCUGAUAAUGUGCUGAUUCUGCAGGACAGGAAGCUGGUGACAGGCCCAGGCAAGCGCUACUUACAGGUGUCAAAGAACCGCUUUGAUGGGGAUGUGGGAAUCUUUCCUCUGGAAUUCAACAAAACAUCCCUCACUUUCUCUACCCCCAUCAAAGGCAAAGCCAAGCUGAAGAAGGUUAAAGAUGACAAUAAUGUGUCCCCUAAGAAAGCUCCAGUAGGUUCUGGUGGGGCUCCAAAGAAGCAGCGGGUGCAGCCACCCAGCACAGAGACUUCCUCUGAUGGAUCUGUCAAACCUUGAGGAAGAGGAGCAGAGUAUUGAGCAGAAAGAGAUGGAAGCCAGCAAUAUCACUGCCUCUCCCCUGAUCACAGCAAUAAUCUGACUUCAUCAAAGUCAGCUUUGGCUGGUUUUUGUGGUACUUUUGCCAGCUGGUUUUUGUUGAUGGUGUUUUUUUUUUUAAAUCAAGUGUUAAUCUGCAUGAGAAAUCUAUGGUCAGAUGAAGGAAUAGUUAAUUUACCUCUGUUAUCAAGCAAUAAUCUGGAGCUGAGACUUGAGCCCAUUCUCCAUUCCUUCCAAGGCAAGAUUGGGGACAGGCAGGCACACACCUUAGAAAAGUUCUUGCAGGAUGGUAGGUGGGUGUGAGGAAAGACUUGCCUCUUCAGCUUAGGCUGGGCCUGGCUGCUGCUUCAUUUUUCAUUAUUAAACUGGAAAACAUUACCAGGAGGAGCAAUUAUAUCUGCAUGUUGUGGGAUUCUUUACCUUAUCUGCAAACAGAAUAAGGUUCACAAGCUGAUAUAAUUAUAUAUCCUAGAUGUCAGUUUAGUCUUUGUUAGUCAUACCUGUUUCAUAGCACCAUGGGUAAAGUUAGGACAGGAGCUCAGAGAAAGUUAUAAAUAGGGUACUAGAGGAGUCAGCAGACCUUAGUCUUAAAUAAGCUAAGGAUCUGGUAGUUGUAGAGGUGAAAGUGGAACUGACCAGUCAGAUUGAAUCAUUAGCACUACAGAGAUCUCCUGUAGAUUGCUGGCUCGGAGCUUUACUGGUCUAGCCUAGUGUGAAUUCUAGUGAGGUCUGAUUAAAAAGCAAGCCAUGCUGCUUGUGGAUCCAAAGGGGCUUUUGAAAAAUUGCCAGCAAGAGAAAUAAUGCAGAUUUAUAGUGCAAAAGCCAGUAAGGGUUUUUUCAAACUUAAGUAAAAAUUGUGGAUCAAUUUCCCUAAGGCCUUUCCCCAAAUAUUAUAACCAAUGCAACUUGAGAAAGUCUUGAAUCAGACCAGUUCCUGUUUUGAGGAAAAUGGUGUUGAUAAAAGAAGAAGCAAAUCUGAGAUUUUGGUGAAUUUGUACAAGGAAGAAAAUUGUAGUUUUUGAAAACUGACAUUAACAAUGAAAUGGGCAAGUUGUAAGGCUCCAAAGUGCAUUGCUGCAGCCUGUUCCAUUUUAAUGAGAUGGAGAAUUCUUCUGGGGUGCAAUUUAAAGCCAAUAUUGACUGUAAUUUUAUGUGACCUUCUACUGGAAGUAGAAACUUUCAUCAUUAAUGGUAUUUGGAAUAACUUAUUUGGUGUGCAGAAAUUAUGGUAACUUGAUGCUGUAUUGAAUGCCUGUUUUGUUUAAUUUAAAAGUCCCCUGUUUGUACAUCAUAUGCAAGUAUUUCUUAUAUUGUCCACAAGAGGUCAGUCUGCGUUAGGUUUCCAUUUGCCUAAAUUUGAAAUGAAAGGUUCACUUGACAUUGUUUCCUCUGAUUUCCAUGCUUAUCCACAGUGCCUUCAUGGCCUGCUGAGCAUCUGAAUGUUACUCUGAACUUGAAAUUCACAAAAACUGGAGACUGCAGUGCCUAGUUCAUUAGAAUAUAAGCAACGAUUAGUAGGGAUGCCCACAACCCUGUAUUUGCACUAAAAUCACCUGGUGAG